AUGAGCGACAAGAGAGGAAAUGUUGAAAGAAACUAUGUGGAUAAAAAUCUGGAGAAAACAAUAAUUUUAAAUGUUGGAGGAACAAAAUACGAAACAUAUAAGUCAAUACUAACAGCGCACGAAGAAACUUUAUUGGGAACGAUGUUUUCGGAAAGAAAUAAUGAAAUGCUUCAUCCUACUAACGGAAACGAAUAUUUCAUAGAUCGAGACGGAAAGAUAUUUCGUUAUAUUGUUCAAUAUUAUCGUACGGGAAGAAUUUAUUGGCCAACUCCAUCGUCGACAAUCUCCCGCCAAGAAUUAGAGGAUGAAUAUGAUUAUUAUCAAAUUCCGUUUGAAAAACCGAUCGAAGAGGUCACUCCACCACUGAAUCCAGUGGUGGAGAAGUUAAAUGGAUUUGUAUUUUCUCUGAGAACUUUAAUAAAGGAAUUGAUAGCAACCGGUGAAAUUGAGAUCACGAUCACUUUUAGCAAGAAUGGUUGGCCUCCUUUUUACAUGUCUGGUAAUUUCUAUGCUAAAAAUUCGGCAAUAAUGGAAAAUGUUGAUAAGAUAGUGAAACCUUUUGGCAGCGUUGGUUAUAAUUUUCUCGACAAAUUUGGUUCAGAGAUUGGCGGACACUUGAGUUCGGAAGUUAGGGGAUUGUCUUGGCGAUUUGGUUAUUCCCAAAAUCGAGAGCAAAUCAAAUUGCACAUGUCCUUUCCUAAUUUUCUGAACCGUCAAAUCCUCGAACAAUCCUGUUUGAAUUCUAAAACAUCUUUGUAG
Messenger RNA from Acaulospora morrowiae, 759 nucleotides. Lineage: Eukaryota; Fungi; Glomeromycota; Glomeromycetes; Diversisporales; Acaulosporaceae. The record is from the annotation of a GenBank genome assembly.